AUGAUUCCGUUUCCCGAGCGUCCAUGGGUGGCUUUCUGCCUGGUCCUUCCAAUCAUCGUCAUCUGGUGCUGGGCGCUGCUUGACGACUCUCACCCAACCUUGCUUGGGCUUCUUUUCGUUUUGGACGCCAGCAGCCGACGGCCGACAGAUGCGCAAUUCAUCACGCAAGCCGCAGCCGUCGAAUUCCCUUCACCAAUCGACUAUGCGCCCAUCCAGCAGGCAUGCGCCCGCAACGGCGGCUUCAGAGACGGCCUGCUGUUCACCUGCGAGGGUCAGCACGGCGGCGUCGGCAUGGUGAGGAACCAGAUCCUCAAGUGUGUGCGCUAUGCGAUGCACGCCGGAGCCGCCAUCGUGGUCCCGUCCAUGUCCAAAAGGAACCCAAAGGACAUUAGCGACAUUGAGACCAUCUACGAGGCGCCCCUGGAGUACCUGUUUGACCGCCACGCCUUUGUUCACCACCUCACUGCCGCCUGUCCAGGCAUGCGCGUCUACGACUCCGAGGAUCAGUUUCCUCACUACAGCGACAGGGUCCCCGAGAACCUGACCAUAGUUGGUGAUCAGUUCGACCCGGAACACCCUCCCGAGGGCAUCCGGCAACCGCGCGAGUGGCGCCACUCGUUUGAGGGCUGGCUCGAUGGCCAGGGGGUUCAGGUCAGUCCCGAGAAGCCGGUGCACGUCAAGAUUGACCAGGCGUUUCUCGAGUAUCCCGUGCGAGACGACGGACGAGAAUUUGCCAACGAAUACGGCAAGAUCUUGUCCUUCCGGCACGAGACCCGCGACUUGGCCGCCCGCGUCCUGCUGGAGAUGAGAAACAAGUUCAACCUCCCCAUCGACCCCAGCCGACCCAUCAAUCCCGACACCUACUACGGAGCACACCUGCGGCUGGAAAAGGACGCCGUCGAGGCCUGGGCCCCCGAAGACGGCUGGCGGUUCUCCAACAUGGAGGACCAGUUCCAGGAACAGUUCAAGAACCUGGCCCGGUUCCCCGGUCUCGACGUCGUCUACGUCGCGUCAGGCAACCUCACAGUCGUGGACCUGUUCCGACAGGAGCUAGCCAGGCGCGUCGAGGUCGACAGCAGCAGCACCGACAAGCCCGGCCCAUACAGAGGACGAAACAUCACCGUCGUGACCAAGCACGACCUGCUGCCCGACAAGACCGUCAUCGACAGUCUGCCCUUUGACCAGCAGGGUCUGGUAGAUUUCCUCGUCAUGUUCCGUGCCAGUGCCUUUAUGGGCGUGGGCCAUUCUAGUUUUCCCUGGAACGUGGCGCUGCGGAGGCACGAGCUGAGCAGGUACGAAAGCAUUGCCAACGAGGGGACCGACUUGCUGAGGGAUGAGCUGAGCGUCAUCAUGGGCAAGCGAAGUGACUAUCAUCACAUUGAUCCGUUUGCAACGGGUCUCUGGCCAUGA
Messenger RNA from Pyricularia oryzae 70-15, 1410 nucleotides. RefSeq lists its product as uncharacterized. The transcript has a single exon. The coding region runs from base 1 to 1410 and encodes 469 amino acids. NCBI's taxonomy places the organism in Eukaryota, Fungi, Ascomycota, Sordariomycetes, Magnaporthales, Pyriculariaceae. The record is from RefSeq and is a predicted model, not a curated record.